Messenger RNA from Zeugodacus cucurbitae (melon fly), 1105 nucleotides. RefSeq names its product angiopoietin-4. NCBI's taxonomy places the organism in Eukaryota, Metazoa, Arthropoda, Insecta, Diptera, Tephritidae. The record is from RefSeq and is a predicted model, not a curated record. The transcript has 4 exons. The coding region runs from base 57 to 1037 and encodes 326 amino acids.
GAACUCAAGCCGCUGGUGAUGUUCAAGUGCAGUCAGUCAGUUAAUCAACACACGAGAUGUUGCAUUUCAGGAAGCAAUUAUUAAUUUGUUCAUUGCUGAUAACAGCUUUAGUGCAAACACCAACUAUUUCGGCAAAUCGCUAUGAACGUAGUGCGAAUGAUGCGGAUUUCAUGACCAUCAUAGUGGACGAAACAAUGCGUAAUUUGGUGAAGCAAUGCAACAAAAGCGUAAGAGCGGAGGCGCAAACAAGUGAACUGCAACAAGAUCAAGAAAUGCCCGUGACAAUGAAACAGUUGGGCGAUCUAAUGCAGAAAACCGUAAGCUCACUGAGCGACACCUUUACGAAGCGUCUGCUGUUGCGCUUUCCCAAGACCUGCGCGGAUAUACUGCCGCCGGGUGUGCGUGAUCGCGACGAUGUCUACAGCUUACACAUUUCCGGCUAUACGCCGAUCAACGUCUACUGUUUGUCCGAUGUGGAUGGGGGUUGCCCCUGGACCGUUGUGCACAGGCGUCAAGACAAGGAUACCGAAUUCAAUCUCAGAUGGCCUGACUACAAGGCGGGUUUCGGCGAUCCUUAUAAGAGUUUCUUUGUCGGCAUGCAAUCGCUUUUUUGGCUGACGAGCGAUGAGCCGCAGGAGUUACGCAUUGUCAUGCGUUUGAAUAGCGAUAGUGUGGAUGAGAUUGCGAACUAUGAUCAUUUCGCUAUUGGCGAUGAGGGUGAACAGUAUGCCUUGAAAAUGGUGGGGAAAUUCAGCGGUAAUGCGUCGGAUGAGCUGAGUAAGUUGAUUGGUUACAAAUUUCGUACGAGAGAUCGCGUGGGAUAUUGUAUUGGCAAGGAGAAGGUUGGCGGCUGGUGGAAGGAGGGUUGCGCUAAGAGUAAGUUAAAUGGCAUGUAUGCGCCAACGAAGUGGGAGGUAAAGCAGCAGGUUGGCAUUAUAUGGGAUAAUAAGACCACAUUGGGCAUGAACUAUUCGCUGGAGUAUGUGCAUAUGGCGAUACGACCAAAAUAUUGCCUCAAGAUCAAAACGGAGUUGUAAAAUAUAUUUUAAUUUGAGAAAAUAUUGAAAAUAUUUUGAUUUACGAAAGAGUACAAUUUACCAUUUGA